Molecule: messenger RNA, 5049 nt
Organism: Lacerta agilis (Sand lizard)
Lineage: Eukaryota; Metazoa; Chordata; Lepidosauria; Squamata; Lacertidae
Product: protocadherin-16-like
Exons: 3
Coding region: 214-5049 (1611 amino acids)
Biological process (GO): homophilic cell-cell adhesion
Cellular component (GO): plasma membrane
Molecular function (GO): calcium ion binding
Source: RefSeq, a predicted model, not a curated record
GAGAGCAAGUGCUCUCCCAAAGAGCUGCAGCCAUUAGACAAAGCAAUCUUAAAAAGAAAGGGCAUAUGCUGAUUACAAUCCAAAGGAACAGACCUCUGCAUCUGUUUCAAAACAGCUAAGGACGGAUUGGCCUUGAAGGUGUGUAACUCAUGAAAGGAAACUCUGGACAGAUACAUCUCCUAAUGUGAACUGGCUGGAAGUGAAGCUGGAACAAUGGAAGUGCACAAAAGGCAAGUUUUGAGUUUGGUUCUUUAUUUCUGCAUGCGUAUUGCAAUGUGUGAACCCAUCCUCUAUUCAGUGCCAGAGGAAAAGAAAAGUGGGUCUCUAGUAGCUAAUGUCCUGAAAGAUUUGAAAGUGGAUGCAGAGGAACUUUUCGCUCGGAGAGCCCAGCUGGUUUCUAAGAGCUCCAAGCAGUAUUUCCAUCUGGAUCCACAUUCUGGUGAUUUGAUAUUAAAGGACAAAAUAGACCGAGAGUCUCUGUGUGGUCAGAAUGAUCCUUGUCUUCUGUUUUCUGAAAUUGUGCUUGAAAACCCAUUGCAGCUGCAGAGAAUCAAAGUUCAAAUACAAGAUGUCAAUGAUAACACCCCUAAAUUCUCAAAAAUGAAAUUCAUUUUUGAAAUACCUGAGCAGGUACCAGUGAACACUCGAUUCCCUUUGGAGAGAGCGCAGGAUUCAGAUAUAGGAGAAAAUGCUGUACAAAAUUACACGCUUAGUCCGAAUGAACAUUUUAGACUGGAUGUCCAAAGACACAUUGAUGGAAGCAAAUAUAUAGAACUGGUAUUGGAGAAGCAGUUAGAUCGUGAGGUGAAUCCACAGAUUACCCUAAUUCUGUCAGCUGUUGAUGGAGGGAUCCCCAAAAGAACAGGAACAGUGCGAAUAAUCAUUGAUGUUCUGGAUACCAAUGAUAAUUUCCCUCAAUUUGAACAAUCUACAUACAAAGUGAAGUUAACGGAAAACACCCCUUUGGAAACGCUGAUCACAAAAGUGGAAGCCACUGACAGAGAUCUUGGUUCCUUUGCUCAACUCACUUAUUCAUUCAGUGAAGUACCAGAAGGUGUGCUAAGAUCAUUCAACUUAAACAAAAACACUGGGGAAAUUACCAUUUCAGGGACAAUUGAUUAUGAAGAAAACAGAAAUUAUGAUCUGCGCAUCAAAGCCACAGAUGGAGGGGGCCUUUCUGCUUACUGUAAAGUCAUUGUAGAGAUUGAGGAUGAGAAUGACAAUGCUCCAGAGAUUACCAUCACAUCCAUCACCAGUCCCUUACCUGAGGACUCUCCCCCAGACACAGUGGUGGCCCUCUUCAGUGUCACAGAUGUGGACUCUGGAGACAGUGGCAAAACUGCCUGCACCACGGAAGUAAACCUGCCAUUUGUGCUCAAACCAACAGAGAACAACUAUUAUCAGCUGGUGACCCAACAACCACUGGACCGAGAACAAGCUUCUGAGUAUAAUAUCACCAUCACAGCCACUGACAGAGGCUCUCCCAGACUCACUUCCACAAGAAUACUUCAUGUUCAAAUCUCAGAUGUCAAUGACAACCCUCCAGUGUUUGAAAAGCCAUUCUAUGAAAUGCAGUUAAGAGAAAACAAUAUUCCUGGUCUUCUGAUCGAUUCGGUCCAUGCUGUUGAUCUGGACACAGCGCAGAAUGCCAAAGUGACCUACUCGCUUUUGCCUGGGAAGGUCAAUGAUGGCCCCACAUCCUCUUACAUCUCCAUCAACUCUGAAACGGGGAACCUGUAUGCCAUUCGGUCUCUGGAUUAUGAGGAAGUAAAAGAUUUCCAUGUGACGGUGAGGGCUGUGGAUUCAGGUUCCCCUCCACUGAGCUCAGAAGUUACGAUCCGCGUUCAGGUCGUGGAUGAAAAUGACAAUGCCCCCUUCAUCCUCUACCCUCUCCAGAAUGGCACUUCCCCCUCGAACGACCUGGUUCCCCGAGGGGCAGAGACUGGCUACCUGGUCACCAAGGUGGUGGCUGUGGACAGGGAUUCUGCUCAGAACUCUUGGCUUUCCUAUCAGCUGCUGAAGGCCACAGAGCCGGGUCUGUUCACGGUGGGGGCCCAGAAUGGAGAAGUGACCACCCUGAGACCAGUCAGCAACCGAGACGGCUUCAAGCAGAAUCUGAUUGUGGUGGUCCGAGACAACGGCCAUCCUCCCCAGUCCACCUCUGCCACGCUCAGAAUCCUUCUAGUGGACGGCUUCUCUGACCCUUAUCUGAAAAGUGUGGCUCUCCCAAAGGAGGAAACAGCGGAGGAGGAAGACCCCAGCCUGACUAUGUAUUUGAUCAUCUGCUUGGCUGCCAUCUCAAGCAUCUUUCUCAUUUCUAUUGUGGCGUUUAUUGUAAUCAAGAUGCAGAAACGGGAAAAGUUCAUAGGGACCUACAACUCUGCAGCCAAUUUCCCUGUGGGACCAGAUUCCCAGGAGAACCCUGUGGAUUCUGGUGCUGGAUCUCUAUCUCAGGCUUACAACUAUGAGGUGUGCUUAGCUGGUGGGUCUCUGAACAGCGAGUUCCGGUUUCUCAGGCCCCUAUUUCCUGUUUUCUCUGUGGAGCCUCCUAACACUCAGGUGAAUCCAAGGAGUUCCAAUGAUUCUGAGGGAGUCCCCAGUCAUGCAGGUGAAAGUCAACAUAUCCUCCAGGUGAGUGUAGCAUUUGAAUCCCUUCUGUAUGAUUUCAUUUCAAACUCAUUAAGUAUAUCACUCCACUAUUCUGUGCCAGAAGAAAAGAAGAGGGGGUCUUUGGUGGCUAAUGUGCUGGAGGAUCUGAAACUGGGAACAGGGGAUCUCUCUGUUCGUAGAGCCCAGCUAGUGUCCAAAGACACUAAGCAAUAUUUCCACCUUAAUACUCACUCUGGGAAUCUGUUGAUAAAUGAUAAAAUAGAUAGAGAAGUUUUGUGUGACCAGACUGAUCCUUGCUUACUUCUCUCACAAAUUGUGCUGGAAAACCCAUUAGAGCUCUACAGUAUUGUAGUCAAGAUAGAAGAUGUGAAUGACAAUGUUCCCAAAUUCUCUACAAAGGAAUUUGAUCUGGAAAUUCCCGAGAAUGUUCCCACAAAUACACAAUUCCCCUUGGAAUCUGCCCAAGAUGAGGAUCUAGGGAGAAAUAACAUCCAAAACUACAAGCUCAGCCCCAAUGAACAUUUCCGGCUUGAUGUUAAAAGUGAUGAGGAUGGAAGCAAGUAUGUGGAUCUUGUCCUGGAGAAGCCACUGGACAGGGAGAAGGAGCCACACUUUGGACUGACUCUCACAGCUGUGGAUGGAGGGGAACCACAAAGAACAGGCACAGUUCAAAUAAAUAUUCACGUUCUUGACAACAAUGACAACUUUCCUCAGUUUACCCAGUCUGAAUACAAAACUAAGUUAAAAGAAAACAGCCCACAGGGCACUCUGGUCUUCAAAGUGGAAGCUACAGAUUUGGAUUUUGGUUCAAAUGCACAGAUCACCUACUCAUUCCAACGAGUGCCUGAAAAAAUAUACAAUUUGUUUCACUUAAAUGAAAUCAUGGGGGAAAUCACUGUUUUAGGUCAAGUGGAUUUUGAAAAAGAAACCAGGUAUGACAUGAAAAUUAGAGCAACAGAUGGAGGGGGUCUUUCAGGGCACUGCAAGGUUUUGGUAGAUGUUGAAGACGUGAAUGACAAUGUCCCUGAAGUGUCUGUCAUAUCCAUCACUGACAUCAUACAAGAAGACUCUCCUCUGGACACAGUGGUGGCCCUCUUCAGUGUCACAGAUCGAGACUCUGGUGAUAAUGGCAGAACCGUGUGCUCUGUGGAGACAAACCUUCCCUUUGUCUUAAAACCCACGAUGGAUAACUAUUACCAACUUCUGGUCCAAAGCUCACUGGACAGAGAGAAAGUCUCAGAAUAUAAUAUCACCAUCACAGCUGUUGACCAGGGCUCUCCUAGGCUCACUUCAACAAGAAUUAUUAACAUUCAGAUCUCAGAUGUCAAUGACAACCCUCCAGUAUUUGAAAAGUCUUCAUGUGAAAUGCAGAUACGGGAAAACAAUAUUCCAGGUCUGCUCCUUGGCUCAGUCCAUGCUGCUGAUCUGGACACUGAGAAGAAUGCCAAGGUCACCUACUCCCUUUUGCCUGGGAAGGUCACUGAUGGCCUUGUUGCCUCUUACAUCUCUGUCAACUCUGAAAGCGGAAAUCUGUAUGCCCUCCAAUCUCUGGAUUACGAGCAGAUCAAAGAUUUCAAAGUGACGGUGAGGGCGACAGAUGGAGGGUCUCCUCCCCUCAGCUCAGAAGUUACUGUCCGAGUCGUAAUCAUAGACGAAAACGACAACGCUCCCUUCUUCCUCUACCCUCUUCAGAACAGCACAUCCCCCUGCAAUGAGCUGGUCCCCAAGUCGGUGGAGGCCGGCUACCUGGUCACCAAGGUGGUGGCUGUGGAUGGAGAUUCUGGCCAGAACUCGUGGCUUUCCUAUGAGCUGCUGAAGGCCACAGACCCUGGUCUUUUCAGCAUAGGAGCCCAGAAUGGGGAAGUGAGAACCAGGAGAGCCCUGACCGAGCGAGACACCAGCAAGCAGAGACUCAUGAUAGUGGUGAGGGACAACGGGCUCCCUCCCCAGAGCAGCACUGCAAUGCUCCAUGUCCUUCCUGUGGGUGGCUUUUCGGAUCCUCAUAUGAAGGCUGUGGAGGUCAGUAAAGAGGAACACGAAGAAGAUGGGACCUUGACCUUGUAUUUGGUGAUCUGCCUGGCUGCAGUCUCCUUUGUGUUCCUCGUCUGCAUUGUUUCCUUUGCUGCUCUCAAGAUCUGCAGGAGGGAUCCCAGGGAAAGUUUUAUCGCUGCCCCUCCUCACUUCCCACCUGCCAGACCCGACAUCCCAGAGAACUGUGGCGAUUCUCAGAGCGGGUCGCUUUCCAGGAGUUACCACUACGAUGUUUGCUUAACCGGCGGGUCCUUAAGCAGCGAGUUCAGGUUCCUCAGGCCCCUCAUUCCUGUUUUUUCUGUGGGGGACCCAAACCUCAAUGUGAACCAGACCCCUCCUUCUGCUUCCCAAGAUAUUCCUGACCAGGCGGUGAAAACAGAAUCAAGGAAAGAGGGUCCUGUCUGUUAG